Xenia sp. Carnegie-2017 is the source of this 480-nucleotide messenger RNA. RefSeq lists its product as uncharacterized. Gene Ontology annotation, molecular function: catalytic activity. The coding region runs from base 1 to 480 and encodes 159 amino acids. Lineage: Eukaryota; Metazoa; Cnidaria; Anthozoa; Malacalcyonacea; Xeniidae. The transcript has a single exon. The record is from RefSeq and is a predicted model, not a curated record.
AUGGCCCCCAGUCCCCGGCAGCCCUUCAGUGGGCAGGGGGUGCGAAGAAUCUCCGGAUCGAAUGUUGGUGGAAGUGUCACCCUUCGGAUAGGCACAGUGAACGUUGGGACAAUGAAGGGAAGGAGUGCAGAAGUGGCGGACAUGUUGAAGAGAAGGAAAGUUGAUGUGUGUGGGUUUCAGGAGGUAAGGUUUAAAGGUGAAGGUACGAGAGUCAUAAAGGGUGAAGAUAUUGGAGCGAGAUUUAAGUGGUUUUGGAAGGGAAACGGAAGUGGCACGAAUGGUGUUGGCUUUGCGAUAAGAGAGGAUUGGGCGAAGUCGGUUGUAGCAGUGAAGAGAGUUUCGGACAGAGUCCUGAGAGUUGAUGUAGUUAUUGAGGCCGAAGUUGUGAGUUUCGUUGUGGUGUAUGCUCCGCAGGUUGGACGAAGUGCGGAGGAGAAGGAAAAGUUCUACGACAGCGUGUAUGCAGUGAGCAGACAUUAG